AUGAACGAGCACCGGCCGCCUCCUCAAAGACGUCCUGUAUCUGCAGUCCUCAUGGAGGAUCUUCCUGAUCGCUUCCCUCCCACAGACCCUCAAGCAUGGGGCCUCAAGUCCGUCACAGAAAGCAUCCCCACCAUUAAAGUGGACCUCGCCUCACCGCAGAGCCCAGAGUCCGUCAACGUGGUGGACGAGUUCAGCAAGAAGGGAAGCCAGCCGAAGGAGGAGGAAGGCGGCCUGACCAUGAAAGUCCCCUCUCCUGCGAAGCAGAGGAAGGACAAAACUCCUGACGAGGAGCCGCAGCAACGUUUAAUGCGCUGCCUGAGUGACCCGGGCCCCGCCGCCGAAGAGGAAGAUGAGGACGAGCCCUUCCUCCCCUGAGAGAGCAGCCGUCUGUCGUAAGGAGGAUGAACGAGCACCGGCCGCCUCCUCAAAGACGUCCUGUAUCUGCAGUCCUCAUGGAGGAUCGUUAACUGCUGAAACACGAGGACAGAUAUAUCAUCUGUUGCAAGCCAAAACGAGAAUGACAGGAAAAUGAACCAAAAUAAAGGAAAUGAAAGGAAAGGAAGCGAUCAAAAUAAGCCAUUUAUUUAUUUUUUUGCUUGUCAUUGUUCUUAUCAUGUGAAGCCUAACAACUGUCCUCACCAGGCAUGAUGUGACUCAUAUCCUAAGCGAUGAGAGAUUGUCAUUGAGCACCAUCAGGUUUAUUAUUUGUGGUCACAUCAUGUCCGGUUCGGAAGCAAAUGUUCCCAUCCAGCGUUUGCUAUGGAAUAAUAAUAUUCCACACGAGGGGAACAGAUCUAUGCAUAACCAAACGGUCGCACUGUUCAGUCUAUUCAGGUGAAACACUUCUGUUGUUGUUUUCAUAGCAUUGAUGCAUUUUCUAGUUCACGAUGAUUUUGUGUUCAUUCACAUGAAUUGCCUUUGUUUUUGUGACGCGUGCAUCACUAGUUGUGUUUUACCUCCUGGGGAAUUAGACUAAUUUAUCAGGAGCAAUAUGAAACUGGUUAAAUUAUGGCCGUUCUCAUAUUUAUUAUACAGAUGGUGCGUGUUUACACGGGCUUAUUAUUUCGUCCCACUCAUGGAGGACCAUUCAAGUCAUGCUCUAUUUGCAGUGCACAUAACAAACCUGAGAAACAACUAUUUACUCAUUGUGAUUGCACAAGAGAUUUACACAUGUAAAGACUUUAUUUUACACCAAAAAGGUUGCUUGACCAGUUUGAUUGGUUGUGAUUGUGUUUCCUGUUGUCUUUGCUUGUACUUUAUAUCAAAGAACAUUUUGGUCUAAUAGUCUUCAAUUCCCUUUAAAUGCACUCAAUGCACUCAAGUCAUGACCACUCUGGAAAACAUCUGGACCGAUGAAUCAGUAAACCUUGGUUUAAAGGGAUAGUUCAUGCAGAAAUGACAGAAUUCUGUCUUUUUUUUACUCUCCUUUGUUUCAUUCCAAACCCAUAUGCUAAUUUUUUUCCAUGGAAAGACAAAUGUUGAUCUUCACACAGCUCAUUUUCCUUAGUGACCCCAUCUGUUGAUCUCCGAAAAAAGGACAAAAAAAGCAUCAUAAAAGUAUCCAAACUGUCAUCUGUAUAAUUUUGUACAUUAUAUUCCAAUUCUUCUGGAGUCAUACAAUUAUAGAAGCCCAUUUCUGCCACAAAAAAUCAUGGUAAAUCAU
Sinocyclocheilus rhinocerous is the source of this 1663-nucleotide messenger RNA. Its product is annotated as sodium/hydrogen exchanger 1-like. The transcript has 2 exons. Bases 1 to 375 code for a protein of 124 amino acids. NCBI's taxonomy places the organism in Eukaryota, Metazoa, Chordata, Actinopteri, Cypriniformes, Cyprinidae. The record is from RefSeq and is a predicted model, not a curated record.